Molecule: messenger RNA, 2135 nt
Organism: Haliotis rubra (blacklip abalone)
Lineage: Eukaryota; Metazoa; Mollusca; Gastropoda; Lepetellida; Haliotidae
Product: platelet endothelial aggregation receptor 1-like
Exons: 8
Coding region: 1-2055 (684 amino acids)
Source: RefSeq, a predicted model, not a curated record
AUGGAGGCCUUCAACACUGGUGCCUCUUGGCAUUACCCAGAGCAACAGAAGAAAGCAGCCUACUUCGACGGCACAAGAGCAUCGCAGCGCAGUGCGGCAUCGCUAACCGACGCAUGUUACGUCAACACCCUCCGUGCCAGACGCAGUGCGGCAUCCAGCACCAACAUGACAAAACCACGCCUUCAACGCCCCGGCCGCAAACUGAGGGUGUGGUAUUGUGCGCCAGUGAAGAAAACUACGCUCUUCACCUUCCAGGUAGAGGGUGACCCAAGUUACGCUUCAAUGUCUUCCUGUGCAUCCGUAGUGAUGCGGGGAAGACAAGCACUUUCCAGGAAUCACCAAAGAGAUGAGUCGAUACUCACAGAGAGAUCAGGGCAAGUGGAAACAGGAGAGUACUACCAGGUGCAUCGAUACUGGGAUAUAGGUGAUUAUGAUGAAGUAUCUCAGCGGCAAGGACAGCAAAAAAGACCGGUAGAGGAAGAAGAUUACGAAGAAGUAUCUCAACAGCAAAGACAACAUCAAGGACAGGCAGAGGAAGAAGAUUACGAUGAAGUCUCUCAGCAGCAAGAGCAGCAAGAAGGGCCGGCAGAGGAAGAAGACAACAGUGACCCUGCACUUCCUGCUUUGGCCGACUACUUUCCUGGGCCACAUGGCAGUGAAGAUGAUGAUAGUAAUUCUGUACUACCUGUGUUGGCUGAUUACUUUCCAAGUGCCCCGGGUACAGGAGACAACAAUGGAGCACUUGCUCAGUGUUGCCAGGAACACCAGAGACAUCAGUUCAGUAGUGUUUCCAUCUCCCAUGUGCCCCGACAGCUGAAGCUUUACUCAGUGGACAGGACAGCGAUGGACAUUCAGGUGAUACUGAUUGUAGUGCUGACGCUUUUGUCAACACAAGCGGAUAAGUGCAUGGAGGACCAACAAUGCACAAACUGCUCAAGUACAACACAAUACUGCAGUACAGAUUGCUUUUCGGGGUAUUUCGGCCUCAGAUGCAAGUCCCGUUGCAGCAACCAAUGCAUAAAAAGUAAAUGUAGUCAGACGCUGCGUGGAACUAUUAGUUGUUCUGACGGUUGUGUACCUGGUUUCUAUGGUACUCGAUGCAUUAUCCCGUGCACACUUCCGACGAAAAGGUGCACAAAAUGUCCUCAAGGUUGUGAUGGAACGUUCUGCGAUCUGACAACAUCUUGUGUUUCUGGAUGCCAUGACCAAUACUAUGGGACCAACUGCAGGAAUUGUUCACCCAGAUGUCGACAUUGUAACAGGAUAACAGGCAGAUGUGAUGUGUGUCAUGAUCCUUAUCAUGGCCUGGACUGUGAAUACUCAUGUGAACAUUGUUCAACAACUGAUUGUGUACAGACAUGCGCACCUGGGUUGUAUGGACGCACAUGCUCUUUAAGGUGCCACAAAGAUUGUUUGUCUAAUCCUACCACUAUUACUAAUGACUCUUUGACAACUAACACUUCCCACACCUGCAUAUCUGAAUGUCAAAGAUACAGUGGAGAGUGUAUCAAUGGUUGUGCAGAUGACUGGUCUGGCCCACACUGUUCCUCGCCAAAUAAAUGUAACCCAAACUGUUUUGGUUGCAAUGAGACGGGUGCAUGUGUUGAAGGAUGCCUGUCUGGUUACUAUGGGGGUGACUGUAAGCCUUGUCCGAGGACCUGUUUCAAUAACACCUGCUACCAAAACAACGGGUCUUGUGACAACGGAUGUAUCCAAGGACAAUAUGGACAAUCCUGUCAACUAUCCUGCAUCCACUGCCCGGGAGGUGCUUGUCAUCCUGGUACUGGGAUAUGUGAUUCUGUCCCGAUGAAUGAUGCAAAAAUUGGAACAGCGACAGCACUGUUCGUUUUGGUUUUGGGGAUCAUUGUAGCAGGGUGCAUUUUUCACUUUAAGAGAGUCUCCGCAAAGAGAGAGGAAUCCCACCAGAUGGCACACACCCGUCCACAAAGUGAUCCAAAUAGACAGGGUAUCCCUUCCAGGAGGUUCCGAAACUCAGAACAUAUCUACAGUGAUGUCAACGAAGACGAAACGGGACCAGUCAUCGUUUUCCUAUAAGUUUAAUGCUUUUCCAAAGUUAAUGUCAAACACAAUGUCUGUCGAUAUCGUUGCAAACGCUGUAGAUCUGAAUUUCCAGU